GAGGAGAAAGAGAAAUUCAGAAAUUGAAUUUAAAUCUAUAGAAGAUAAACAUCAUUAUCUAGAUCAACCAGUGAUUCCACCAUCACCAUCACCGACACCACAACAAAAUUCGAUUGUACCAACAAAUGGUAUUUAUGCUUCUGCAUUGUAUGAUUUCGAGGGUAAAGAAGAAAAUGAAUUAAAUUUUAGAAAAGGAGAUUUAAUUGAAGUGAUUGAGAAAGGAGAUGGACCUAAUAGUUGGUGGAAAGGUAAUUACGUCGUGAUCAAAUAG
This is a messenger RNA of Diversispora eburnea, 271 nucleotides long. Lineage: Eukaryota; Fungi; Glomeromycota; Glomeromycetes; Diversisporales; Diversisporaceae. The record is from the annotation of a GenBank genome assembly.